This is a messenger RNA of Suillus clintonianus, 249 nucleotides long. RefSeq lists its product as uncharacterized. The record is from RefSeq and is a predicted model, not a curated record. The coding region runs from base 1 to 249 and encodes 82 amino acids. The transcript is spliced from 2 exons. NCBI's taxonomy places the organism in Eukaryota, Fungi, Basidiomycota, Agaricomycetes, Boletales, Suillaceae.
AUGCAAGCAGACAAUGUACGCGAGCAGCUGAUACGGUCAAUGGAAUGGUCUGAUGUGGAGCUCGUGAGCGUGCAAGAUCAGAAGAUAAGGUUCACGGCGAUUAUGCAGGCGUUGUGUUGUGGGCUUUUCAUGCAGGUUGUGCACAAGGAGGGAGAAACAGGGAGUUAUAUGACCUUGAAGGAUAAUCAGGUCGUGGCACUGCAUCCAUCAUGCGGGCUGGACACGCAGCCGGACUGGGUGAGUUCAUAA